UAUCACAUUGUUCGAGGAACCCUAGAUGCUGUCGGAGUAAAGGAUCGCCAACAAGGUCGUUCUAAAUAUGGGGCAAAAAAGCCAAAAUAAAUUAUUUUAGUCCCUAUAAAUUAUAAAAAAAUGGAUUCUCCCUUUUACGCUCAUGUCACGGCGAGGUACUGCAGAAAAAAAAACCGCAAAAUCCGAUCCAAUUUAUCGUAAUCGAUUAGUUAACAUGUUGGUUAACCGUAUUAUGAAACACGGAAAAAAAUCAUUGGCUUAUCAAAUUAUCUAUCGAGCUAUGAAAAGGAUUCAACAAAAGACAAAAACAAAUCCACUAUAUGUUUUACGUCAAGCAAUACGUGGCGUAACUCCCGAUAUAGCAGUAAAAACAAAAACAAGACGCGUAAGCGGAUCGAAUAAAAAAGUUCCCGUUGAAAUAGGAUCCACACAAGGAAAAGCACUUGCCAUUCGUUGGUUAUUAGGCGCAUCCCGAAAACGUCCGGGUCGAAAUAUGGCUUUCAAAUUAAGUUCCGAAUUAGUGGAUGCUGCCAAAGGGAGUGGCGAUGCCAUACGCAAAAAGCAAGAGACUCAUAGAAUGGCAGAGGCAAAUAGAGCUUUUGCACAUUUUCGUUAAUCCAUGAGCAGGGUCUAUAUACACACAUAGACCUAUGUAUGGAUCCAUACAUAAUUAUAAUUGGAAAAGAAUCAAUAGAAAAAGAAUCGGAAUUAAUCGAUAUAUCUAUCGAAACGAAAGACGAAAUAGAAAUGAUG
This is a messenger RNA of Medicago truncatula (barrel medic), 753 nucleotides long. Its product is annotated as 30S ribosomal protein S7, chloroplastic. Gene Ontology annotation, cellular component: small ribosomal subunit. Gene Ontology annotation, biological process: translation. The record is from RefSeq and is a predicted model, not a curated record. Bases 143 to 616 code for a protein of 157 amino acids. NCBI's taxonomy places the organism in Eukaryota, Viridiplantae, Streptophyta, Magnoliopsida, Fabales, Fabaceae. Gene Ontology annotation, molecular function: structural constituent of ribosome; RNA binding. The transcript has a single exon.